Molecule: messenger RNA, 3038 nt
Organism: Bemisia tabaci
Lineage: Eukaryota; Metazoa; Arthropoda; Insecta; Hemiptera; Aleyrodidae
Source: RefSeq, a predicted model, not a curated record
AUACUGGAGAAAUUUAAUCCCAGUGCGCGGCAAAUGAUCAACGCUGGAAAAGCGUAUCUCAAGGCUCUUCAUGGUGCUGCAGCAGCUUCUCGAGUGUACGUUGAGGCGAUCACACGUUUGGCGAGGCAGGCGCAGCAGGGCACAUGGGCAGGAUCCGCUGAUAUAGGUUCUGCUUUGAUGCAAAUUGUCGAGGUGUACAAAGAAGUCCAAUCACAACAAAUGAACAUUCUGAAAGCAUUCUACGUCGAUCUUCUGGUGCCUCUCGAAACAAAUCUGGAAAAGGACACCAAAGUUGUACAGUCGGAACAGAAGCGGUUUUUGCAGCAACAUAAGCAAAGGAUGGAGAGCUACAGUAAAGCGGCCGCCGCCAUGAAAAAGCAGCGCAAAAAAAGAGUUGGCUCCAAAUCCUCAGUUGCGAUGGACAAAGAGCUGAAGAACAUGCAAAUUUUAGAGGAGGAGAAAUCGAAGUUAGACUCAUUUUGUGAACAAAGCUUAAAAAGUGCCAUGACGCAAGAGCGACGUCGGUAUGGGUUUGUGCUAGAGCGGCACUGUUCUCUAGCGAAGCACUAUUUGGCAUAUCACUCGAGCGGUCAGUCUAUGUACCAGAGAGGCCUGGAUGACUGGCAAGACAUUGCUAAAACUCGAGAAUUCUUACCUGAGUCUGUCGACUCAAUGUUUGCUUCCAAAUUGCGACAAAUCAGCAUGUGGCCAGAUGAUGAUGGAAUGCAAAGAAUGGAGGAUGAUAGGGUGUCGGUAACUUCCCAGCUACGAAAGACAAAGUCAAUGGAUGCGUCUUGUCUCGAUAUCCGUGCCAUGCAUGAAGUCACCAGUCCGACCAUGACCCAUAAUCUACUCUCACGUGCCAAAUCAGAUUUUAACCUUUCUGCAUCAAACCAUUCCCUGAACCAAGUGGAUCAAGAUCAUCCAACACUUCCUCGCCCGAAGUCAAUGGCCAUUCCAAAUGAUUGCUGUGAAAAUGGAACCGUUUUGGCUCGUGCUUUGUAUGCUUAUCUGUCCAGCGGUGACAAUCAACUUAGUUUCUUGGAAGGAGAUGUCAUAGCUCUGAUGGGUGAAAGGAACAAAGGUUGGCAGUUCGGCGAAAAUUUAAGGACCCAAAGCAGUGGCUGGUUCCCGCUUGCGUAUACAGAAACAUUAUUAGAUGAUAACCUUGUCAGUGGAGGCUCAAUGUCCCCUGUUCAGCACCGUCGUCAAGAUUCGACAGCGACAUCAAUGCAGACCAGCGGUAAUUCUGCUCACACACCAUCUUCACGCAGUCACCCUGCCGCACCUCCUCCUCCUUUGCCACCACAGCCCCCUGCAGUAACUCGAUUUGGCGAUACAUUAAGAUAUUCUGCCUAUCAGACUCGAGCGGGUAUGAAGGGCAAUAAUGUGCCACCACCCCUAAUGCCGGCUCCCGUAGUACCUUAUCCCCCAACUGUCUCCUCAGUACCAAAAGAGCGUCGUGCACCAGCAGCUAGGAUAGCGCCAAACAAACGACCUGGAGCGAACACACCAGCAACUGGUAACGUUAGUCUUCACAGUAGCAACGAUAGCGGUUUUAGCAAUGACCCACCUCCAGCCCCUGAAGUAGACUACUCAGACGAUGAAAUCACACGUCAAAAGAAGAAAUGGAGUUCCAAGUCCAAUGGAGUCUCUAACUCAAAAAGAGCCAUGAACGGACAUAAAAGUGACAGUGAACUGAAAACAAAAAAACCAAUUCAACAGGUGAAAGCCUGGCCAAACCACAAACACUCUGAUGACUACCCCAAAAAAGAUUACAAGUCAGAUUCAAUGAUGAAUGGAAGCACCAAUACAUCAACACUCAAUUACAAAAAAGACAACCGCUAUUACUCAUCGAGUGUAGGUCACCUUUCAACCUUGGAACGUAACACCAAAAAUGAAGAUGACUAUCUGAACGACAAGAAGAUCAAACGAACCAAGUCACUUUGGAAGUUUCGCAAGAAUGAGGAUGUGCUCGAAGGCAUGGCCUUGUGGAAGCACCGUUCACUCGUAGAUAUUCACUCUCUAGAUGACUCCAAUACAAACACUAUUACAAGGUCAAAUCAUGGCACCCCAAUGAUGAACAAAAAAUUGACUUCAAUCGACAUUAACAUAGAUGAAGAUGAGAAACGGCACCUGGAUACAUCUUCAUCAGUGAAUACAUUGGGGUCUGACAAUGGUUCGACAAGUAACAAUGCAGACACAGAAUCUUGCAUUGUUGUGGAUGAUCAUACAACAAUGCGAAAGCAGCAGUCCCGGGGAAUGCUACCGCGGACUCACCUGAUUAAAUCACCAUCAUCUCAGGGACUUGAUUCAAUGAAUCGACUCAAUCGUCAUGACAGCCACCAUGAUAGUCGUCAUGACAGCCACCAUGACAAUCGUCAUGACAGCCAUCAUGAUAUUCGUCAUGAUAGUCGUCACGAUAGUCGUCACGAUAGCCGGCAUGAUAGUCGGCAUGACAGCCGUCAUAACAGUCAUCACAAGAGCCACCACGAUAGUCGCCAUGAUGAUUUUGAUGAGGAUGAUGAUGAUGAACUUCACAUCGAGAAUACCAAAUAUUUUCGGUCCCACAAUAAGGAGAACACACCCUCGUGGAUUUACGAUUCAUGGGACAAUCAUGGCACCUUAAAGUGAAGCGUUCAAGUGUGCAUUAAGGGUCCAUUAAUUUUUAGAUCACUCCCAACAUGUUCGCAACAGUGAAAUUGCGGAAGACAAAAACCAACGAUCGAUCAGCUCCGAUGAUUCUCUAGAAUCCCAAGAAAUUUCCCGAAAUCAAGUAUUUCUUGUGAUGCUGUCUCAUCAAGAGAUGAAACCUGUUGAUCAUUGUUUGCCUUAAUCUUAGUUUUGUACAAAUCCGUUGAAAUAUUAGUAUCUAUUGUUAUAACUAUUACUGAGAAUCUAUGUUCAUAUUUUAAAACCAUUCUCUGAUAUUUUUAACAUUUCUGCUCACUUUUAGAAACUUUUUUCUUCUUUUUUUCUCCUGAAUUCUUUAUAUUAUAGUGGAAAAGUGCAUUCAAGAAAUCAAGUUGUCAUAUAAA